This is a messenger RNA of Exserohilum turcica Et28A, 1326 nucleotides long. RefSeq lists its product as uncharacterized. NCBI's taxonomy places the organism in Eukaryota, Fungi, Ascomycota, Dothideomycetes, Pleosporales, Pleosporaceae. The transcript has 3 exons. Bases 1 to 1326 code for a protein of 441 amino acids. The record is from RefSeq and is a predicted model, not a curated record.
AUGGCUAAAAUCACGGAUCUAUCCAACGAACUGCUCAUCAACAUCACUUCUUAUCUCAGCACGGGAGAUGAAUAUGCCGUCAAAACGCUACUUUAUCUCUGCCGUACCUCGCGCGUGCUCCUCGGAGUUGCGCAACCAGCGCUUUACACUUCUGUUCGGAUAGUCGAAUCAACAACAGAUCCUCUCAUUCACCUUAAACUCUUCCUCCGAACUGUGAUUGAAUGUCCGUCGCUAGCCCAAAAGACCAAAGAGCUUGCGCUGUUCAACGACCAUGGAAUUUUGGCCCGGUUGCCGAAUCUACGACACCUCCACCUUACAACCCAAAUCGAAGCACCACGAUCUUUGAUGCAGAGGAUGCAUGAGAUGCAGGCUGAUCUCUCAAUCUUGUCCAAACUGAAGACGUUUCAUUUACAUAAACAGUACGAGGAUGGCCCUGUCGACAUAGAAGACUACAUACCUCUUAUGCAGUACCCUUCGUUUGAAAGAUUCUCAUCUGAGAGCGAUGUGCCAGACACUCCGCAUGGGUCUCGCGCGACCAAUGUUAUUACACACACAAAUGCCGAAUUAUCCUGGUGCAUAAGACCAUUAUCUACGAUGGAAAAGCUACUAGAUGCAUGUCCUCAUUUGACUGUGUUCAAGCUUGACAUCCCUUCUGAAACCCGCUACAGAUGGCUGUGGGACGUGGGUUACGACCCGUUGGUUACGCCGCGAGAUCUUGUCCAGGCAUUGCUUCGAACGCACAGGCAAAAGUUGCAGACGCUGUACUUGAAUUACGGCUCCAACUACAACCUCAAUGACCCCGAAUUACAAGAGGAAAUUGAAAUGUCGGGAGACAGCGUUCUUGACUAUCCAUCAUACCACAUCUUUACCUAUCCAUCAUUCCGCGACUUUGAGACUCUCUCACGCAUUACAAUCGAGUUUGAGAGGCUAUAUCAAUUCCAAGAUCUCCCGGCCUCGCUGGAACACUUACAGAUAAUCUGUUGUCAUUUUGAAGACCUGAAUCGAGCUCGUCUUAGCAACCUGAUCCGAUUGAAGGAUAAGUGGUGUCCGGUUAUCCAGUCUGUUACUGUUUGUGACUAUGAGGAGAUCAACCAAGGCAUCAAUAUAGUAAGAGACCAUGCAACGUCUUUAGGCAUGUCUGUUCGUGUUAGUGCAUAUGGCCGUGUAUUGACCAUCUUGGGUGCGGGCUAUCAUCUAACAGUAAAGAACCUCGCAUAUCCAAUGCUCGACGUAUCUACACACGAAGACGUCAUGGACAUCAGCAAUUUGAAGAUGCUUUUGCUUUGGAUUCAGAGCAGGGUACAGGUUGUUGACUUGAUCAAUUAG